UCCUCUCUCAUGGGUCUUGAGAGCGGGACAUAAGAUUGCCGAGUGGCAAAGGAAGGGAUCAGAAGCUGUGCAGCAGGCGAGCGGGAGUGUCGGACUGUGGGCGCCGCCGCUAUCAACAGUUCAGCUGGGCCGUCAGGGAGAGUAGCCGGGCCGCCAGGCUGACGCAGGCGGCAGAUGGCACGAUGCGACACAGUGGCGGUGGACAGCAAGGGAUGGCCAACAAGGCGACUGGCGGACUGGUGGCGUCUCUGCGGCUUGCGGACUUCACAAAGAAGUAGACGGAUACCGUUUCACUUUGUUUGGGGUUUCUGGAAUCAGCGUACAAGUGAAUCUAAAAUUCUGCAGGGCCCUCACCAUCAACGUUAGAUGAACUGUCCAUGUCCGCCGAAGAACUCUAAGCCAGAAGUCCCUAUUUCUGUUGUUGCAUUUUCUGAACUGGAUUUAGGAGCUUGAGUUCACCGAGGGAAGAACUCAAAGCCUAAUGACCUUGAUUCAUUCUUUCUAGAGGAGAUGGAUGCUUAUGAGUGGUGAACCGAUCAGCUAGACAAUUGUAUGGUUGAUACUGCGAACGGUUAACAGCCUCUCGCCAUGAAAUGUCCAUCACGAGCAGAAGUUCAAUCUGCCCACCAGGUGCUCACUCGCUUGCGAGUGUUCCAGCCUUCCUGGAAUCAAAGCUUCUCGCGUAUGAAGAGGAUAGGACUACCCCGUGCUCGAUGUUGAGAUAUAAGCGUGUAGCUGCCCGGAAGUUGACUGAGUUCCUUGUAUUUAGAAUCAGGGAUGAUCCCUCGUUUGAUGAUAUUUUUCAACAUAUGGAACCUGCUGCUAUGAUGAGGAGUGCCUCGAGUAUUUUAAUAGGCUACUGGGCGAAUGAAGAAGCGAUUCUUCCAUUGGUUUAUGCAAUGGGAGCUCGUGCUUUUGGAGUGAAGAGAUUUGGCUCAGGAGAGGCUUGUAUUAGUAAUGUAAAGGAAAAGGAACAUGAUCUUGUCCCUGGAGAAGAGAGACCUGUGAAUAAAAUUUGCAUGGAGUCUCCAUCUUGCACUAUCAUUGCUGACCUUUCUCAAUUUCCAGAAGCAGUUCUCCUGGCGGAAGAACUCCUGGAAUCUCUGAAGGAUGCUGUUCCGUUAAGACUCCCCCCAUAUCUCCACUAUCUUGAAAGGCAUAGAUCUGCAGCACUAGGAUUUUGGUUUGCUCCUGUCAUCAUCCUGCACCUAAUUAAGGAAUUGAAAGAGGGGAGCCUUGAGUAUUUUAUUCGGAUACUGGAGUGAUAGUGACGUAUCUAUGCUGGUUCCAAUGUUAAUUUCUCUAAAAAAUAGAAACGAGGCAUUUGGUGAUGUUGACUUAAUGGAAGAGAAUGUUGAAUAUCUAUAUUAUUUUAUUCGGAUACUGGAGUGAUAGUGACGUAUCUAUGCUGGUUCCAAUGUUAAUUUCUCUAAAAAAUAGUAACGAGGCAUUUGGUGAUGUUGACUUAAUGUGGAGGAUUUGAAGAAUGUGCUAGCUGAUAACUACUUUGAAGAUUCGGUGGAGUAUACAGAUCUAUUUGUAAAGGCAUCAAUGCAUCAUAAAAUGAUGACCACCCGCAAGAGAAAAGGGUGUUCCAUGCACGGAGCGGCGAUAAACAGAGGGUAAUCGAAGGGACUAGGAUUGUGGAGGCGGAUGCAAUAACAAGUGUGUUCGCUUCAAAGGUAUUUGCUUCAUAAUAAAAUCAUAAUAGCAAUACUGUGUAGUGAGUAUCAUUAUCAAAUCAAAUGAUAAAAACUCUUUCCUUUUGGAGAUGUUUUCGCCAGAACGAUGGUUAAUUGCUUUUUUCGUUAAUUGGGAUUGUUUCAGCUUCUUCCAAAAAUCCCAACGUAUAGUUUACUGUACAUACUAAAGCUAGAUAGAUCCGUACACAUAUCAAACCUCGAGUGUUUUACAAUAUCCUGAGAUUUGGUUCAGCACAUUUACUAACAAACAAACAAAACUCUUUUCAUUCUCCAAUUGCGUGUAAGGCCAACAAUGAUGGUUGCCUUAUGAAUAAAUCCAACAAUUUUUUUACAUUGACCAGUAUAGUAGCAGGAGAAUCUUGAAGCAAGCCAUAUGAUGUUGGUUCAUCUCCAAUUGUAAGCAAAUCAUCCCCAUUUUCAUAUAUCUUUCUUUUCUCCCUUCAGAGCUUUAAGGAAAACACUUGUACAAAGCUUUAGCCUGUGGACUCGAAUCUUCUUUUCCUCUAGAAGCACAAAGAACAACAAUUACAGUAUAAGAGGAAGGAAUCAAUUGCUAUUGUCAAUUUAUUUACCUGGAGCUGCAUAAUACUCUAAGCCAUUACGAAACAACCCCAUCAAAACCAUGCAUGAAACAUAUAUACAUAUUUAUAGAGUAGUAAAAACAUAAAACUAAUUCCAACAAAAUUACCUGAUCUAUUUCAACCUUGAGCUUUCACCUGUUAUAAAAAAUUAUAUAAAUUAAUUUAUGAUGCUUAGUAAAAUAUAAUACGAAUUAGUUGUAAUUACAAAAAUAUAUACCUCGAUAUCUUGUCGUUUUUUGACCUCCUUCCUUUUUUGGAUUUGAUUUCCCCCUAGAACUUCUUUCGUCAUCGGUCUCAGACCGUUCCUGCUUAAUGAUCCCAACAUACUCUUGUACGUCUCCAAUUGUAGCAAACAACAUAUUUUCUGCUCCAACUUUUAUGUUGUAAUUCGCACUUUUAAAUUCAAACUAUCUCUUACUCCUGAUAUGCUUCCCUCUUUGCUAUUUUGAAUAAUAAUCCGACAUUUUGUUCCAUUUAUCGACCACAGUAUCCAUCCAAAACUUAUCACGGUCUGUUAGAACCAUGUUAAUACCUCAGAAACACCCCCACUUUCCUCCAAUUGUGUAUAAUGUGCUCUCUAAUCGAAUUUGAUCUCGUUGCUUCGCAAAAAAUCAUUAUGAUUAUGAUGAGACUGGCUGCUAUCUUUUUUCGAUGCAUACUUAAAUCUACAUUCAUUUUUAGCAUUGAUAAAAAAACUAUCAAGUUGAUAACAUCAUUCUUUGCUUUUGGAAUCUCAUCCAGUGAAGCAAUAUUGGAUGCACUUAGUAAACUCCUGUGAGAAAUCGUUAUUGGCAGUGCACUAGAAUCACCUAUGUCAAUUUGGCUCUCUCCUAGGUUAAACCAAUCCCUAGCACUAUUUCUAAUACCAAUCAAGUAGAUGUCGUGAUAAACUUACCCAUACAAUUGUAUUCUCUUGUAUUCUGUUCACAAGAAAAGUUCACAUGUAUUUAUUUUCAUUUUUUUUUUCAUUUGCAAGAGGUUUAAGGAGUACAUUUAUAUUGACAAUUCUCCUUCCAACCUCUAAGAUAUCUCGCCAAUCAGUUACAAAAGCACCACAACCUUCUGUAGCACGGGAAACAUCAAAAGUAGACUCUUGCUCAAAAGAAUUUGGAUUAUUGAGAUUCUGCGAAUAAUCUCAUUUCAAUUUAAACUAAAUCAGUGCACUAACAACAUUAAACUUUCACCAAUUACCUUAUUGUGAAUACAUUUUAUAUGUGUGGGCAACACUUUGAAAUACACGUAUAUAUAGUGGAAAACCGUACGAUUCAGUUGAGUCCUUUGCCUUUAGGUCCAACAAAAAAAAAUUUCAAAAUUCGGGUCCAAAAGUCAUAAAAAAGGUCAAACAUGACAUUUUGGGGCUGAGGAGAGUGGGAGAGGGUUUGGUAUACUUUCUAAUAAAUUACAAAAGUCUAACAAAUAUUACUACACAAAGUUUCAUACCAAUUAAAAACUGCAUGAAUGAAUGAUUUUCCUAAGAGCAUAAUAAAUUAGAAUAAAAUCCUGAAAGUUGGAAGGAACACUUUCCUUAUUUCUUGAAAGUGUGGAACAAUUCAAAAUUAUAUAUGAACAAACACACACAUAUAGGCAGGCACGUACUAAAUUACUAAUCAAUAUACCUCUUGUUUAUGAUCCAUUUUCUUGGUCAACAGAUGUAACAUGUCAGACAAUAUAAUGUAAAAAAAAGAAUGCUGAUUAAACAUGCUUCAAAUUGAAUAAAUUUGUUUUUAUUUAUAAAAACUAUACAACUUGUACUCCAGGCUUUGACAAGAAAACUAAUAACAGUGUAGGCAAAAUACUAGGUUUGUACUUUGUAGUGAAUGUUUUAACCAUCUGAUGCACGUUUUAUUAGUAAACUAAUGUUGAGUAACUCUGUCUCUGUUUUCAUGUUAUAGGAAAAUGCUUUGUAGUGAAUAUUUUAACCAUCUGAUUCUACUGAUUUAUGAAAAAAUUAUAUUUAAAAUACUUGUUGUUAAUAAAUAAAAUAAAAAAAUAUAUGAAAAAGGAGCUAAAAUGAUACUUUACAGUAACUUCAGCCAAUACAGCCAGAAAAGUAACUUCAACUUUACUUUUUCUUAUUAUUACGCAAUUCAGCACUGAUUUAGUUUAUGAUCCAAUCACGAAAAGGUAAUUGGAAUGAGAUUAUUUGCAGAAUCUCAAUGAUAAAAAAUUCUUUUAAACAAGAGUCUACUUUUGAUACCACCCGUGCUACAGAAGGUUAUGAUGCUUUUGUAACUGGUUGGCGAGAUACCUUAGGGGUUGGAAGGAGAAUUGUCAAUAUAAAUGUACUUUCUAAACCUCCUGCAAAUGAAAAAAAUGCAAAUACAUACAUGUGAACUUUUCUUGUUAACAAAAUGCAAGAUAAUACAAUUGUGUGGGUAAGUUUUAAUACUACGACCGGUACUUGAUCGGUAUUAAGAAUAGUGUUGGGGAUUGGUUUAGCCUAGGAGAAAGCCAAGUUGACACAUGUGACUCACUGCACUACCAAUAACGGUUUCUCAUGAAAGUUUACUAAGUGCAUUCAAAAUUGCUUCAUUGGAUGAGGUUCCAAAAGCAGAGAAUGAUGUUAUCAACGCGAUAGUUUUUUUAAUCAAAACUAAAAACGAAUGUAGAUUGAAGUAUGCAUCGAAAAAAGAUAGUAGCCAGUCUCAUCAUAAUCAUCAUGGUUUUUGCAAAGCAACCAGAUCAAAUUCAAUUAGAGGACAUAUUAUGCACAAUUAAGAGGAAAGUGGGGGUGUUUCGGAGGUAUUUAAAGACAUGGGUUCUAAGUGACCGUGAUAAGCUUUGGAUGGAUACUUUGGUCGAUAAAUGAAACAAAAUAUCAGAGAUUCUUAUUCAAAAUAGUAAAGAGUGGAGCAUACCAGGAGUAAGAGAGUUUGAAUUUAAAAAUGCUAUGUUACAACAUAAAAGUUGGAGCAGAAAAUAGGUUGCUUGCUCCAGUUGGAGACGUACAAAGGGAAAUUGAGAUCAUUAAGCUGGAACGGUUCGAGGCCGAUGGAAAAAGCAGUUCUAGAGGGAAAUCAAAUAAAAAAAAGAGAUAAAAAAACUGCAAGAUAUCAAGGUAUAUAUUUUUCAAAUUUUGUAAUUACAACCACUUCGUAUUAUAUUUUACUAAGCACCGUAAACUAAUUUCUAUCAUUUUUUAAUAGGUAAAAGCUCAAGGGUGAAAUAGAUCGGGUAGUUUUUCUAGGAAUUAGUUGUGUUUUUCCUCUACAGUAAUGUAUAUUUGUUUCAUGCAUGGUUUUGAUGGGGUUGUUUCGUAAUGACUUAGAAUAUUUUGCAGCUCCAGUUGACUAAAUUGGCAAUAGUCAUUGAUUACUUCCUCUUAUACUGUAAUUGUUUUUUGUGUGCUCUAGAGGAAAAAAAGAUUUGAGUCCACAUGCUGAAGCUUUGGCUUACAAUAAAUCGUUCUGGCGAAAACAUGUCCAAAAAGAAAGAGUUUUUAUCUUUUGAUAAUGAUACUAACUUCACACUAUUGCUAUUAUGAUCUUAUUAUGAAGCAAAUACCUUUGAAGUUUCACCCAGAAGCGAACACACUUGUUAUUGCAUCAACCUGCACAAUCCCAGCCCCUUCGAUUACCCGAUGCUUAUCGUCGUUCUCCGCAAGGAACGACCCUUUUUUCUUGUGGGUGGUCAUCAUUGUAUGAUGCCUUUAAAUAUAUAAAGCAUGCGGGUCAUUGUUUAUCCAUCCACAAAUGUAGGCACAUUUGUUCCAACUUCAGGAGUUUGUAGGCAAAAAUCAUAAGGCACAAAAUGCUAAUUCAUAGUGGGUCUACAAAAAAUAACUUUAGUUGAAUCGAUUUUAUUUUUCCUAUAACCGAAGUGUCGAAGAAAUUGACUCUCUCCUACCGGUAGGAAAAGGGGCUACAAGGGUAAAAUAAAUCUUGCAGCUGACUGUACCGUGCGCACAGUUCGGGCUUUUUGUUCGUUGUGUACUGCGCGUUGUCCCUCGGAUCUCCGCCUCCACCUUGAAUCUCAUCUCUUCCUUGCCGAUGGCCUUCGCUCGUCUCUUGGAUCUGCGCUAGGCAUGGACUCGGGCCGGGCCUAGGCCCGGUCAGGCCGCCGGUUUGUAACUCAUGGCCCCGGGACCGGCCCGAGGUUUGGACGGGUCCGGUUCAGGCCGGGCCACCCGCCCGGGUCACGGGUCGGGUCACCCGCCAGGCCGGGCCGGUUAAAACCAAUUUUUUUUUAUAAUUUAUACUUUAUAGUUUAUACAAGUAUUAAAAACAAACUUCAAGUGCAUUUAUUUGAAAUGAAAUAGGAACUACAUUUAAAAAUUAAGAGAAACAUAUAAUAUGAAAUACAUUUUGUAAAUUGUAAUCAAUCGGAACUUCCCGCACCUCCCGAUCCUUUGGUUUUGUCACAUGACCUAAUAUGCUUCAUUGACAUCCUGAUCUGCCUGGAACCCCCAUGCUACACUUUUUCCCGCAUCAUUUGCAAGUUGCGUAUCACAUCCCGAUCCUCGGGUCCUGCUUAUCAAAAUUAUACCGUAUAACGGUAUAUUGACUUUCCAUCUUAAAAAUGGUAGAUAUAAUAAUUCUACAAUAGAUGGAGAUGAAGAUGGAGAAUGAAGAUUAGAGAUUGGAUGUUGGAGAAGAUGUGUAUAAAAAUGUUAGAAAAUAAGAGUAUUUAUAGAAUUUUUUGUACCCCCACCUCCCACCCUCAACGGCUCUAUGCCUCUAUUGAUUCAAAUUUCGAACAACCAAACUACCAAAGUGGCUAUAUAGCCGUUUGGGGCUUUUGAUUUCAAUUUUUUUUGUAUGUUUUAGUUUGAGUAAAUUACAUAAUGUAAAAUUAAUUGAUUAAUUUUAUGAAUUCAGUAAAAAAUGCUACAUAUAAAAAAAUGAACGGCUAUAUAGCCGUUUGGGUUGUCCCCAGCCCACCCCAACGGUCAUCUUUGGCCCAAAAGAUUUUUUUUUUAAAUAUAGCCGUCGUGACCCGGACCCGGGCUUGACCCGGCCGGGCUGGGUCACAUUUUGCAUGAACCGAGCCCGCCCUCGCUUCCCCCACUGGUUCGGGUUCACACUCGGUCCCGGACCGCCAGUCCGGGCCGGUCCAGGGCCCGCACAGUAGUGGGACGGGCUGGGUCACGGGCCGGGUGGCCUGAACCGAGUCCAUCCCUAAUCUGCGCACGACGAUGGAGGCUAUGGAUGGGUUGCGCAGAUGCAGUGAAGAUUGCUUCGCUCUGGAGGCUAUGGAUGGAUGGAUUGCGUAGAUGCAGCGAAGAUAGGUUUUGCGCGCUCUGUUCCCUCUUUCCUUUCCUCUUUCUAUUUCUCUUACACUUAUUUUUGAGUUUGGUAGCUUUUGGGUUAGGGGAAACCUAAGUUGUACGUGGUUUUAAAGAUAUGAGCAUACAUAAAUAAAAUUUUGAGUAUGGUAGAGAUUUUAAAUGGGUCUAAAAGAAAUGAGUAUACGCCUAAAAGAAAUGAACUCACACAAAUUAAUAUUGAAUACAUUGAAAAUGAGUUUUAUGUUAAACUGAAAUGAGUAUAAAACCCAAAAUGAAUGAGCAUACACUAAUGAACUUUCAAUUUUUUUUUAUACUCAUUUUGUGUUUAAGUAUGCUCAUUUGGUAUUGCUUUACGCUCAUUUGAAAAUGUCACACAUUUCAAAUGUAUCAUACUACAUUAUGUUUUACUCAAGUGAGUAUAAGUCCAAAAUGAAUGAGCAUACAUAAAUGAGCUUUUGAAUUUUUGAUACUCAUUUUGUAAGUUACGUAUUGCAAAUUUUAUAAUAUUGCAAAUUUCAAACUAUCAUACUAUAUUAGAUUCACAUAUUAAAAUUAAUUGGAAAUGAUAUAAACAUAAUUUAAGAGUUUUUUAUAUACGAAAAGAAUCAUAAAAAGAAAGCGAAUUCAAAGAUAUGAAGCAGAGAACAUUGAUGCUCAUUUUUUGACUCCAAAUACUCAAAAGAACAGGCCUGAUGAUCAACGAAAUUGCGUUGAUGCUCAUUCAAGAAAAACCGUGUUUUUUACCAAAAUUACAAACAUGCCAUCAGUUAUACGGCUGGAGUGUUUCCCGUUCAACUCCAAGAAAAGACUAGAAAUAGAACAUCAUUUUCUUUUCAUCAGUGUAUUAUCUGUUAAAACAAACAAGUAAAAAAAAAUUAAAUUUUUAAUUUAUUUUAGCAUCAGAUAUUUUUUCUCUCUUUUAACUCUCUUCUAUCUAACGUGUUCGCGGUUUAAGGUUCAAUCGGAAUUAGAAUCAGAAUGGCCCGUUUUUUAACCAAUAUACCAUGAGGUUUAGAUCGAGAAGUUCACUAGUCCAAAUCGGUCCUUUGAAAUUUUGGAACGAAAACUACCGGUUACGGUUCAGCAGAAUCAGAUGGUUCUGAUUUGGAACCGUUUUUUUAUUAAAUAAAUAAGUAAAUAAAUAAAUAAUUAAAAAUAAUAAUUUUAAUAGUAGUUGUUGUAGUAAUUGUCCUAACAAUAAAAAUAAUAAAUCAGUCUUCACAAUUUAUAACUAAUAAAUUGUGAUUAUUAGUUAGUAAUUUUUAAUUAUUACUGGUUAUAAGUCUUAAAUGUCACAAAUUAGAGUUAUAAAAAUACAUAAUUUAAGAAUCACUAAAGUAAUUUAAAAUUACUAACUUCUCAACUUGUACUAGAAUUUGGUGAAUUAGCCCAUAUGAUUUAAAUAGUGCGUCAAACUCCUCCGUGUUAUCAUUACGGAUGCACAAAACCCACUCUAAGAACAUAUUUUACAAUUUUAAAAUAUUUUUCUUAAGAAAAUAAUAUGAUUGAAUAUGCAAGUAACUUUGUCAAGAUUUCUAAAUUAUACAAAAAUAUUAAUUAUUUUCAUUUAUUUGGAAAUUAAUAUAAAUUUGUUCAUUAAAGGAGUUUUUGCGCGUUAAUAACCACUCCUAUAACACAAGGGGGUUUGUCGCUUUUCUUAAAUCAGAGGGAGUUAAUGUAUCGAAUUUAUAUUUCACGAGUGAGUUUGGUGUAUUAAACUCCACACAAUGUUUAGUACUUUUUGUGUGCUACUAUGUGACACUUUCUUUCUUUCUUGUGUUGAAUAUUAUCACACAGGAGUAAAAUAGUGUCAAAGUAAGACUUACGAGUAUUUUUUUAAUUCCUAAAAUAUAAGUAAUUAUUUGUGAUUGGAUAAAAACACUCUUAUAGUGGGUCGAGUUUGGUCACUGGGUUGGCACCGCUAAUUGCUAGAUCAGUGGCCACAUCGGGCCGCCGCCGGGCACCAUACCAGUGGCCACACCCGUCCGCCGCCGUCGGACUACCUUGGCUAUGAUGGGUGAACUAGGGGGAAAUUGAUUAUUUUAAGGAUAUAAAUCUAAUGUUUAGGCCUAUUUAGAGGAUACAAAAACAUGGAUUCCUAUUUAGAAACUUUAAUCAUGUUUCUAAAUAGGAAUUGUAAGUUAAUGUCAUAUACUACGAUUGACACUAAUUAUAAGUUAAUGCCUCCCGAUAAAUGGGUAAAUGACACAUUUCCUUCCGAAUUGAUUUGUGUACUUCAAAUCUCGAUUUUGCUGGCUAUUAAUAUAUUCAAAUUUGUUUAUACAGUUAUAUAUUUUAGAAUGUUAGAUUAAAAACAUAAACGUCUUGUUUUUAAAUUUGUGCAAUUCUAGAUUAGAUUAUUUAUUCGAACUAGUAACAUGUUCAAUACAAGUACUACUCCCUCCGUCCCUAUUUACUUAGCCAAACUUGACUUUUCAAAUCAACGACGUCUAACUUUGAUCGAUUAUAUGUUUAUAUAGAGAAAGUAUUGAUAAUAUGAAAAUGAUAUGAAAAUGUUCUUUGUUAAAAACACUAUCAUAAAAGUAUAAAAUUAUUAAAUUUUGCAUAAAUAUAUUAGCUUAAAUAUUUGGUCAAAGUUAGAGGCCGUUGACUUGAAAAGUCAAGUUUGGCUAAGUACAUUGGGACGGGUAGUAGUAAACUUGUUAUACGUAGAUCAUUGUAUCUUCAUAUUUCAGUAUAUGAUUUCUACUUUUUUAUUGUUGCUGAUUUGAGAUGCAUUUGAUUUCCCAAAGCCCAAUCUGAUAUUUUCCCUGAUGAUUAUAUUGACUAAUAACUUAUCAGGAAAAGAAAAUUCAUCUUGUCUCCGGAGAAGAGAGAUCUAUGAAUGAAAUGUGCAUGGAGUCUCCAUCUUGCUCUACUGCUCUGAUAAUAUGGAAGAAACAGACUAUUCGUAUUAUGCAUACACUUAUAAUUUUUUUUCCCAAAAAAAGGAGAUGAGGUCUUAUUAGUAGAUCUUGAGUAGUUAGUCUUAUUCUGGCAAUAGUUUGUUUUUUUCCCCACAUGGUCACAUCACAAUAUCAAAUAUUACCGUUGACAAUAUCUUUAAGGCACAGGCAUUUUUGUCGUCUCUUUCACACCGUUUAUUGGAAUUAUUUUUCAUGAAUUAGGGAUUUAUUUUCAUGCAUACCAUGCACAUUCCUGCAUUUGAAGAUUCUCUUAGGGAGUAUAUUAUACAGUACCAAAUUGACAUGUCAGUUUUUAUCAUUUUUAUAUAGGGAUAAGGCUCAAAUUAGACACUAUGGUUUCAUCAGAAUCUCAUAUUGGACAUUAAGGUUUCAAAUGGACCAAAUUAGACACUAUGGUUUCAUAUGUAUCUCAUAUUUGACACUAAAGUUUCAUAAUUCAAUAUAAGUGAGUGUCCCAUUUGAUCUUUAUCCAAUAUAAGUGAGUGUCCAAAAACUAUGAAUUGUGAAACUUUAGUAUCCAAUAUACCUGCUGAAAGUUACAAACUAUUUUUGAUUUCACACAUUAAAAUUACUAAUGAUUAAUUAAAAUAAUAAUAAUAAUAAUAUGAUGAAGACUUGAUCUGCAGACUGCUUUUUGUUCCUUCUGAGCCACGCCCUCAUGGACCUCAUGGAUUCUCAUGAUGUAUAAAAUGGCAUAAUUAUAAAACAAAUACUCCCCGUGUCGUGCUACUUUGUGCUUCAUAUGGCUACAGACCUCAUAUUUUUAUGUUUUCCCAUGUAUUUGUUUCAUUGUGAUAUGCCGUUUUAAAAUAUUUAAGUCUUGAUGGGUUCGCCCGGUCAACCAAGACUGGCCCCGAGAUGCCAGUUCGGCCAUUCGGGGACCAGACCGGUCCAUCCCUAAAGUCAACGAGGAGAUUAAGUUUCUUUAUAAAAAUAACCAAAAUUAAUACCAUGAAAUACAAAGCAUGUAAAGUAAGCAAUUAUGUUUGGAUGUUCAACCAUUUGAUUCAUGGUUAUCAUCACAGGGAAGCAUACAAUUACUUCUCUGGGCAGAAGAGUAGUAAUGGGAUUCAAGUUCUUUAAGGGUAGCAGCAGCCUCCUCUCCAACCCCAGCUAAUACCCGGUCAGUCUUCUCGGCAAGUUGGUUGAAUUCUUCAGUUCUUUGCUCCACAUGGUCGUUUAAGGAAGCAAAUCCAGAAAAGAUGGCUGUUUGUUUCAACUCCGAAACCAACUUUAGCAACGAGUCAGCUGCCUGAACCUGUGUUUAUUCAUUGAAGAGAUCUAGAACAACCACAUGAAUAUUUGAACAACAAAGAAGAAAAUCCACUCAAACCAAGCAGGGUUUAUAUUGUGCCUACAAAACUUCAACUAUGCAAAAAAACUUGAUCUGGGAAGAACUAGAUUCUCACCCGUGCAAUGCACGAGAUUUUUUUAGUAACUAUGUAUUAUGUAUUAUUAUUUGCUUAAGAUAAUAAUAAUAGUACAUGAUAGUUUUGAAACAAAUGCAAUGUGUAAAUGCAUUGAAAGAAAGUUUAAUAAAUAUUAAGAAUUUAUAAACUAGAAGAGUCAAAUCAUAAUGUUGAUGGUAAAAGGACGGACGGUAGUCAAUAUUACAAUCAUAACGUAUUAUCAAUUUAUCAUAAAUA
This is a messenger RNA of Cuscuta europaea, 12084 nucleotides long. The record is from the annotation of a GenBank genome assembly. Lineage: Eukaryota; Viridiplantae; Streptophyta; Magnoliopsida; Solanales; Convolvulaceae.